Molecule: messenger RNA, 1804 nt
Organism: Sapajus apella (tufted capuchin)
Lineage: Eukaryota; Metazoa; Chordata; Mammalia; Primates; Cebidae
Gene: ZNF177
Product: zinc finger protein 177
Exons: 5
Coding region: 470-1786 (438 amino acids)
Biological process (GO): regulation of immune system process; negative regulation of transcription by RNA polymerase II; regulation of cytokine production
Cellular component (GO): nucleus
Molecular function (GO): DNA-binding transcription repressor activity, RNA polymerase II-specific; RNA polymerase II transcription regulatory region sequence-specific DNA binding
Source: RefSeq, a predicted model, not a curated record
UUGCCUGCUCAGGACUCUGCCCAGCCAGGAAGUAAACCUACAGGAGGAAGAAUGGCCGCCGGGUGGCUGACAGCCUGGUCACAGAUCUGAAUAGGACCAAAAGAGUCCUCACAACCUAACUGCAAAGAUCAAGCCAACCAUAUUUUAGAAAAGCUGUUAUGACCAUGACCCUAAAUGAGAUGGCCCAGGGAGUAAGAUUUAAAGAAGAGAGCUCUGAGAACUCAGCUUUAAGGCAAAUAACAGAAGGCCUCUGAUGCAUGUGAGCUUCCAAUGCCCUGGGUCUCCUCUCCAGUCUUGUCAGCCUCACCCACCAUUCUCCUGGUACAUAGUCGAAAAUGGACAUCAGCUGAGCCAGACUAUGUAUGUGAUGUUUUAGAACUCAGUGACCUUCCAGGAAGUGGCAGUGGACUUUUCCCAGGAGGAGUGGGCAUUGCUGGACCUUGCUCAAAAAAAUCUAUACAAAGAUGUGAUGCUGGAGAACUUUAGGAACCUGACCUCAGUGGGGUAUCAGCUCUGCAGACACAAUCUGAUCUCCAAGGUGCAUCAAGAAGAGCUGAAGACAGAUGAAGGAGGAAUUCUACAAAGUGACAGUGCAGAGUGGGAAACUCAACUGAAAUCCAAAGAUGUGAUUGCUAUGCAAAACAUUCCUGGGGGAAAAACAUCUAAUGACAUAAAAAUGGCACAAACUCAACCUGGUAAGAACCCCCUGGCGUGUAACCAUUGUGAGAAAUUCAGAAAGAACACUCACUUUAUUUGUACAAGAUAUUGCAAGGGAGAGAAAUUCUAUAAAUAUACCAAGUAUGGCAAAGUCUUCAGCCAUCCCUCAACUCUUAGGAGUCAUGUGAACAUUCACACUGGAGAGAAUACUCUUGAAUUUACUGAUUGUGGAAAAGCUUUCAAUCAAGAGUCAUCCCUCAGGAAACACUUAACUCCCACAGGAGAGAAUUCUCAGGAGUAUGAUCAAUGUGAUAUGUCCUUCAGCCUACACUCUUCCUUCUCGGUACGUGAGCAAAUACCUAAUAGAGAGAAAGGCAGUGAAUGCAGUGACUGUGGCAAAAGCUCUCCCCUUAGUGUCCACACAAAGACUGGUAGUGUACAGGAGGGUUUGGAACAUAAUGAACAUGAGAAAACUUUAACUGACCCUUUGUCCCUUCAGAACUAUGUCAGCACUCACACUGGAGAGAACCCCUAUGAAUGCAGUGACUGUGGGAAGGCCUUCAUUUUUCAGUCUUCCCUUAAGAAACACAUGAGAUCUCAUACUGGAGAGAAGCCAUAUGAGUGUGAUCACUGUGGAAAAUCCUUUAGCCAGAGCUCUCAUUUGAAUGUGCACAAAAGAACUCACACUGGAGAGAAACCCUAUGACUGUAAGGAAUGUGGGAGGGCUUUCACGGUUCCUUCAUCCCUUCAGAAACAUGUGAGAACCCACACUGGAGAGAAACCCUAUGAAUGCAGUGACUGUGGAAAAGCUUUCAUCGAUCAGUCAUCCCUUAAGAAACACACACGCUCUCACACUGGAGAGAAGCCUUAUGAGUGCAACCAGUGUGGAAAAUCCUUCAGCACAGGCUCUUACCUUAUUGUGCACAAGAGAACUCACACUGGAGAGAAAACCUAUGAGUGUAAGGAAUGUGGGAAGGCCUUUAGGAAUUCCUCUUGCCUGAGGGUACACAUGAGAACUCACACUGGAGAGAAGCCUUAUAAAUGUAUUCAGUGUGAAAAAGCCUUUAGCACAAGCACUAACCUUAUAAUGCACAAGCGAAUCCACACUGGCCAGAAAUUAUAUGAAUGAAGUGACUACAGAAAAGUG